GAGAAAAGAAGAGGUGAGAGAGAAAGAGAUAGAGAGAGAGAGAGAGAGAGAGAGAGAGAGAGAGAGAAUGGAGUGGAGGAAGAGCUAUUUGGACUUGAUGCUCGUGCCCUGUGGGCUACUUCUCAGCAUUUUGUACCAUGGAUGGCUGUGGCAUAAGGUUAGAACACAACCCAAGAGCACAAUCAUAGGUAUCAAUGCAGCUGGUCGACGGUUAUGGGUGCUCGCCAUCAUGAAGGACAACGACAAAAAGAACAUCCUAGCCGUCCAAACACUCCGAAACACAAUCAUGGGCGCCAGCCUGAUGGCCACCACCUCCAUCCUCCUAUGUUCCGGCCUCGCCGCCAUCCUCAGCAGCACAUACAGCAUCAAGAAGCCACUCAAUGACACAGUCUACGGUUCCCACGGCGAGUUCAUGAUGGCCCUCAAGUAUGUCACACUCUUCAUGAUCUUCCUCUUCUCUUUCCUGUGCCACUCCCUCUCUAUCAGGUUCGUGAAUCAGGUGAACUUCCUGAUCAAUACCCCACAAGAUCUUGCGGUCGUAAUGACACCAGAGUACGUGGCCCAUCUACUGGAGAAAGGAUUCAUCCUCAACACUGUAGGGAAUAGACUGUUCUAUGCAGCACUUCCACUUUUACUUUGGAUAUUAGGGCCUGUGUUAGUGUUCUUGUGCUCAAUUACCAUGAUACCCAUAUUGUACAGUCAUGAUAUUGUGUAUGGGGAUGUUAAUAAGGAUAAAAAUGGUGGGCAAAUCGAGGAAGUGAGAGAGAAGGGUUUCACUGUAGUGUGAGAAAUAUAUUAGGGUUUUGAGACAUUAGUGUUUUGAAUUUGUAUAUGGUUGUAUUUGAA
Magnolia sinica is the source of this 846-nucleotide messenger RNA. RefSeq lists its product as uncharacterized. The transcript is spliced from 2 exons. NCBI's taxonomy places the organism in Eukaryota, Viridiplantae, Streptophyta, Magnoliopsida, Magnoliales, Magnoliaceae. Bases 68 to 787 code for a protein of 239 amino acids. The record is from RefSeq and is a predicted model, not a curated record.